Molecule: messenger RNA, 1417 nt
Organism: Coccidioides immitis RS
Lineage: Eukaryota; Fungi; Ascomycota; Eurotiomycetes; Onygenales; Onygenaceae
Product: BRCT domain-containing protein
Exons: 4
Coding region: 346-1206 (286 amino acids)
Source: RefSeq, a predicted model, not a curated record
UCUUCUUCCAAACAUCCACUGAUCACCUGGGCUUGAGAAAAAGGGAUAGCUUAUUUCCUGUGGUCUCAGUUUCACCUCGUGGACGAAGAUUCAACAGCACUCUCACAUAUUGACAUUUACUCCAUUGCUCUUUAAUAUUUCUAGUUGUGUUCUUGCGUGCUGCCCUGCUGUUAUAUUGGAAGCUGGACUCCAUACAUCAACUUCAUCCCGAAUCUGCUUCAGAUUAACACUUUGUUGUCACUUGCUCGCAAUUUCCACUUCUACAAAUACCCACUCACUCCAUACAAACAAGACUCAGCAAUAAUUUCUUGCUCAUAUGCCCUAACCCCCAUCCCUGUCUUACAAAUGGGCAAAUCAUUUCACAAAGUUACUGUAUGCAUCGCUGGAACUUUUGGUGCUCAGAAUGACAAGAUCAAACAAUGGGUGGAAGUGAAUGGUGGAACUUUUUCAAAGAAGGUGACUGCCGACGUGACCCAUUUGAUUGCGACCGAGCCUGCAGUUCGCAAGAACGUCCCGGAAGUGCGUGCUGCUAAGCGGAUCAAGGGUAUAAAAAUCGUAUCUUAUGAAUGGCUUGAGGACUCCCUUUUAUCGAAAUCAAAGCGCCCGAAGCGAGAAGCGCCGUAUCUAUUGACAGCCAAGAUGGAAGCUGGAAGGAAAAAGGCACGGGCGCAAAAGAAUAAGGGUAAAGACGGUAAUACUACGAGGCAACUUUCUGAAUUGGAUGGAUACCACCCUUAUACUGAUAAUACCGGGCAUCGCUAUUCUGCAAUACUUGUCCGUCCUGGGCCUCUUCCUAGGCGCAAGGAGAGACACGUCCUCAAGAUCUUCGAGUCCGAUUCGGUCCCUCACACAUACGCAACUCUUGUCAAGUACACGCGGAUUGGUAGAAGUGCUUCUGAUUUUCUGGCUCCGCCGGGCAGUAUCUUCGACGUGGCGGUUCGUGCUUUUAAUAAAUUUUUCAAAGCUAAGUCUGGAAUAAGCUGGGACCAAAGAGAUAGAAAGCCUCCUCUUAAGACAACGGAGGAGGGCACUAAAGUUCCAGUGGACGAGGGCUGGUUUGAAUAUAUGCCGGAAAAGUCGUCCUCUACUGCAGCCCCCAAAUAUGACGAGGAAACAGCGACUGCCGCCACAGUCGCGAUGUUACGGGAUGCUAUCAACGAAAUGGAGUCAAGUGAGGCCCGUGGACUUGUUACUGGUGAUCCAUGAAGGUGAAAUGAAUGAUACAGCGCAGUUUGGUUUAUUGCCCAAAUAUUAAACCUGGCUGGAGUUCAAGAAGACUGGGUUCAUUUCCAGUGUCGUUGGCCCAGGGAUCGCGAGAAUACAUAACAAGCUGGAGCAAUUUGGUUCUAGUGAAGUCUUUGAAUUCUCAUGAAUCAGAUCAGUGAAAAUAUGCUUGUAGCAACAUAUAAUAGAUAUU